Salmo salar (Atlantic salmon) is the source of this 1710-nucleotide messenger RNA. RefSeq names its product SIX homeobox 6a (gene six6a). Gene Ontology annotation, cellular component: transcription regulator complex; nucleus. Gene Ontology annotation, molecular function: RNA polymerase II cis-regulatory region sequence-specific DNA binding; DNA-binding transcription factor activity, RNA polymerase II-specific. Lineage: Eukaryota; Metazoa; Chordata; Actinopteri; Salmoniformes; Salmonidae. The record is from RefSeq and is a predicted model, not a curated record. Gene Ontology annotation, biological process: eye development; regulation of transcription by RNA polymerase II.
GAUUGGUAAACUUGACAGUUACUGACGGGCAUCCAUGGCAACCACGAAACCAAUCUGCCAAGUCCAAUAGAAAAUCAGCAGAGGGGCUGACUGUCUUUUCCCUGUUCAAAAUGCAUCUCGGUUUUAGUUUUUAUACCUCUUGUACUUUCAACCUACGAAGUUCACCAGCCGAUCGCUGCAGAAGCCAGUCAGAGGGCAUAGUUCCUCAGUGUUUUUAACGGUUGAUCUGUUCACUUUAGGAUUGCCUUUUUGUCUGAGAGAGAAAGAGGGAGAGAAGGAUAAGCGCGAGAGGGGAGCGUGUGAUAGAGAGAGACGGAGAGGAAACGAGAAGCCUCCAUGUUUCAGCUGCCCAUCUUAAAUUUUAGCCCCCAGCAGGUUGCGGGGGUUUGCGAGACCCUGGAAGAGAGCGGGGACAUUGAGCGCCUCGGUCGCUUCCUCUGGUCUCUGCCCGUUGCCCCGGCAGCCUGCGAAGUCCUCAACAAGAAUGAGUCGGUGCUUAGGGCGCGGGCAAUCGUGGCCUACCACACCGGGAAUUUCCGAGAACUUUACCACAUCCUGGAGAACCACAAGUUCACCAAAGAGUCUCACACUAAACUACAGGCCCUGUGGCUGGAGGCGCAUUACCAAGAGGCAGAGAAGCUGCGGGGCCGCCCGCUAGGGCCAGUGGACAAAUACAGGGUGCGGAAGAAGUUCCCUCUGCCCAGAACGAUAUGGGACGGAGAGCAAAAGACCCACUGCUUCAAGGAGAGAACCCGACAUCUGCUACGAGAAUGGUACUUGCAGGACCCUUACCCGAACCCGAGCAAAAAGAGGGAGCUCGCGCAGGCUACAGGACUUACUCCCACACAAGUCGGAAACUGGUUCAAAAAUCGUAGACAAAGGGAUAGAGCAGCGGCUGCGAAAAAUAGGCUACAGCAGGGGUUGUCCCAAGGCUCGGUUCAGUCUUUGGCAGAUGAUGAUGGAACCGUCGAUCGACUCGGUCCCGCCUCCAGCCCCGAGGCAAGUUUGUCGAGCAAAGCCGCCACCUCAGCUAUCUCUAUCACUUCCAGCGACAGCGAAUGUGACAUCUAAUGGCGCACAAAGCAGUCGAGAGAAGGAAGAGGAUAAAUUGACAGUAGAUAAAUGAAGGAGAUCCGGAAAAACAAUCUAACAUAAAAACAGUCAUAGUGCCUGCGUUUGAAUUGAAAGACUGUUCUUCUUUGAUGACUGCCAAAACAUGAGGGUUCUAACGGAAUUCCCUGUCUUAAAGCUAUAGGCUACUUUCUUUUUUUUCUUCGUUUUCCACUAUGGAUGACUGAAGCUAAUGCAAGCUGAAAGAAAAUGUAAAGAAAAAACAUAUUCAUAUUCACGAUCCCUUUUUAGGGAUGACUAAUAAACCAAUGCCUCAAGUUGAAACUAAAAAUAAAAAAAAUAAGGAAAAAAGGAGAAGACAUUCGAGCGCCAAACCUGCUAUUUUCUGUGGGUAUUUCAUGUUGAAAAGACGCUGUAAUAUUUUUACUUUACUUUUAAAGUGGUAUAAAUAAUGUUUAUUUACUUAUUUAAAUGAUAGGCGCUGUUAUAAUUUGAUAUUAUUUUGCUUGGUGUUUUUAUGUUUACCUUGUCCACAGGUGAACCCGUUGAGCAUGUGCGCUUUAGUGAACAUGUGUUUCAGUAAAAAAGACAAAAAAGAAGCCUAAAGAAACGUAAUAAAAUUAUUGUUGAUCAAAAGAA